AUGUCCUCAUUAGAAGAAUUUUUCAGUGACGAUACAGAUGUUCCUCCCCAUUAUAUUUGUUCUCUCACGGAAACCAUCUUUAUCGAACCUGCAUUGCUGAAUGGUAGAAUCUAUGAAAGAAGUAAAAUAUUGGAGUGGAUUAAAACCAACAAGACUGAUCCCUUCACCCGAGAACAAAUCUCUGCACCCUCUCGUAGUCUCGGAAUUGAAUCCAUGGUUCAUCCGAUCAUGAAAUCCUCUCUUGGAUUAGAUGUAUUUAUGAAAUACAAAGUUGAACAAUUUUUCAAGAAAUUACAAGUAUUGAAUAAGGCUUAUCAUUCAUCACUGGAUAUGAAUACCACAUCCAUUACAACGAGUGCCACCUCAACAGCAGCAUCAACCAAAAUUGGAAGUGAAAUGGCAAAUACCACAGAUCAACAUCCACAAGAUUAUUCCUUCAUGAUGGAAAAAGAUUCUAUUCGUACUGAAAUCAUUUCACAUGUAUUCAAAUUAAUGAUUCGAUUCAUUUCAUCAUGUUUCUUGUAUAUUAAUAAUCACCAUGGAGGAAAUAAUGUUGCCACACCUUUACCAGAUCAUUAUCACAUUGCCAAGAAUGAAUUACCGAAAUAUGUGACACUUUUUGACAAGCAAGAAUUAUUAGAGACAUGUUUAGAAGAAUGCAAACAUUCACAACAUGCAUUUAAUAUCAUUUCAGAGUUUAUUAAUGAAUCAUUUGCAAGAAAUUCUCCAACCACCAAUGAUUCUUCUUCUCCUGCCAUUUCCACACGAAUGAAUCAAAGUCUCUCAAAACCUUCCUCACAAAUUUCACAAAAUAAUAAUAGCAAUGGAAAUAACCAUAGUCAUACCAGUAAUGGAAAUAAUAAUAGUAUUAGUGAACUAGCAUCUUCCGAAAUGAAGAAAAAGAAUCUAGUCUCACUGAUGGAUGCUGUCAAUUUAUCACCCAAUUCAAGUCCAACAUUGAUUCAACAAGCAUUGACUCAUUCAUCUCCUCUCAUUGCCGUGAUGAAUACAAAUCCUGUGAAUUCAUUAUUGAAAGACUCGUCAUCACCCACUCUUUCCACAAAUAAUAUUUGGAUUACCAUACCUCCAAUUGAAACUGGUGUGAAUUCACAUCAUUACACACCAAUGGAUCCAAAUAUAAUAUCUUCCUUGUUUAGUGAUGAAAUUUUCAGUCACAUUCCAAACACAGAUCAAGUCAUGAAUUUAUCAUCACUUCGAUAUUUAAGUCAUUACUUGUACAAAACCAAUCAAACUCUUCACUCCAAUCAAUUGAUCAAAGAAUAUACUGAUUCUCAUGUGAAAUAUACCGUUCUCAAACAAGGAAUAGCCAUGAAAAAGGAUGUGAAAUCCUUCUUUCAAAAUUCCAAAUUGAAAAAGAGACAUAUAUUAUUAGUGAGCUCGAAAUCUAAAUUUAAAGUAUUCAUUUUCAAUGCAGAUGGUAAUAACAAUGAAGUAUUUCAUUCUGAUAUGAAACCAUCUGAAGAAAUGGAAUUAUCCAAUUUGUGUUAUAUUACCAUCAAUGAUCAACCUAAAAAGAAUGUUUCCAUUUUCUCGAGUAAUACUUUGACAUUGAACGAUCGAACUGAAAAGAAAAAGUGGCUUUUUGAAUUUGAGAAUUCUUACGAGAGGGAUGAAUGGUUUUACAUGUUGAAAUAUUGUUUAUUAUUGUGUUAA
Molecule: messenger RNA, 1674 nt
Organism: Naegleria lovaniensis
Lineage: Eukaryota; Heterolobosea; Eutetramitea; Acrasida; Naegleriidae
Exons: 2
Coding region: 1-1674 (557 amino acids)
Biological process (GO): protein ubiquitination
Molecular function (GO): ubiquitin-protein transferase activity
Source: RefSeq, a predicted model, not a curated record